UUGACACAAGAAGCUUUAGCAAUGAAGACUUUAAUUUUGCUAUGCACUUUGGCCGCAGUGGCUCUAGCGGCACCUUCUGAUACCUACAACCCUCACUACGAUAGCUUCAACGCGCAGGAGCUUGUUGAUAACGUACGAUUAUUGAAGAACUACGGCAAUUGUUUCCUAGGCAAGGGCCCAUGCACUUCUGAGGGAAAUGAUUUUAAAAAAAUAAUUCCUGAGGCCUUAAGAACCACUUGCGGCAAAUGCACGCCGAAACAGAAGGAGCUUGUAAGGACUGUCGUUAAAGGAUUCCAGACUAAGUUGCCAGACAUAUGGCAGCAGUUGGUACUGAAAGAAGACCCCACAGGCGAAUACAAAGAGUCCUUCGAACGAUUCCUUAAUGCUAGCGAUUAA
This is a messenger RNA of Parnassius apollo (apollo), 396 nucleotides long. The record is from the annotation of a GenBank genome assembly. NCBI's taxonomy places the organism in Eukaryota, Metazoa, Arthropoda, Insecta, Lepidoptera, Papilionidae.